UAUUAUUUAUUUUCAUUCAAGAGAAAUAGAAAACAGACUUAACUAAUUGAAAAUUACUAAAUUUAUUAUUAGAACAUAGAAAGUCUUGUUUUCAAAGAGGGAGGUAGCAAGCCCAUGAUUCCUUAUUCCUGAAAUUGGUUCCUGGUUUUUUGCUGUCUUCUCUGCAAUAAGAAGAUGAGGUGCCUAAACAUGACUAGAGUAUGUUCUUUUAUUAAUUCCAUUCCUCCCUCUUCUAUAUUUGCAUUUUAUUCUUGUUUCUAAGCUCUUCUAUUAUUAAUUUAGUAUCUUUUACUUGUUUUCAAGCUUAACUAGCAUGGUGAUCAACUCUUACAUCUGAUUUUGUUAACUGGUAUCAGUGAAAUUGUACUUUUUUGAUUCAUUGACUGGUUUUUUAUUUAUUUUUUAUUCGGUGAUCUUUCUAUUGCUGAAAUGGUUGUGGAAGAAAAUUAGAUAAAUGUAUAAUUUUCAUUGUUUAGCUUAAAGAAAAUAAAGGAAAAGAAAGGUUUAAUGAUCCAUUUUAAUCAGUUGUUGAGACAAACUGGGGUUUUACUCUCAUUAGUUUACCCAGUAGAUUAAAAAAUUAGUGAUGAUAAUUCAGAGAUUUUUUUUAAUUUAAUUUUUUUUUUUACUUUAUGUUGGAAAAUUGCACUAUAUUAAAAAUUAGAAUACAUCUAAUAUAAGCGGGACCUUAUCUAAAAUGAGAUGUACAUUAUCAAUUCCACACUAAUACGAUAGUCAUGCAUACGCUUUUGAUGUUUCCUAUAUACUCUAUUUCAGGCAAGGAUAUGACAAAUGAAAGAAGCUGCAAUGAAUGCUAAUAAAGAUGCUACAAAGAAUGUUGAUGCCAUGGGCCACAAUGGCUCUUGUAACUUUAAUUUCAUGUUUUUCAACAAAUAAAGCAACUGCUAGUCUAGCGAUUGCAAAACCUAACUGCCCCAAUAUAUGUGGGAAUGUGAGUGUUCCUUACCCUUUCGGGAUUGGUGAUCCAAAUUGUGCAUUUAGCUCCGACUUUUUACUCCACUGCAACAAUACUAGUGGUUUUGCAUAUCUAUAUCUGGGUAAUAUACCCAUUCUCAAAUUCUUUCAAGAUGAAGCUGCAAUGAUCAUUAGUGUAGAAUCAGGAUAUGACUGUUAUAGCUAUGGCGAGCUGGUUUCUUCCCAUGGUAACAUUAUCACAUUAGGGUCACACAACCUCUUCACGUUUUCAUACACACGAAACAAGCUUGUGGGUCUUGGUUGUGAUACUUUAGCUCUUAUUUCAGAGUUAAAUAGUGAUCGUGCUACUAGAAUCAGUUGUACCUCAUUUUGUGAUGGAGCAAUGAACACAGCGAAGGAUGUUAAUUCUUGCUCUGGAGUUGGAUGUUGCCAAACCUCAAUUCCAGAUGGACUUCAAAGUUUUGAAAUCGGAAUUGGGAGUAUGUCAAAUUAUAGUAAGAAGUUGAGCAGCAUUUGCAACUAUGCCUUGUUGAUUGAUCACCUAGAUCCAAGUUUGGGUAGCAUUUUAAAAACCAAUCUCAAUCAUCACCCAGCAAACACUACCAUCAAAACGCAUGUAGUGGUUGACUGGGUCAUAGACAACAAGACAUGUGUAGCUGCUAGUACAGAGUCAUCUCUCUAUGCUUGUGGCCUUAACACUUUAUGCAUUGACUAUAACUCUGGAUAUCGUUGCGUAUGCAAAGAAGGGUUCCAAGGGAACCCUUAUCUUCAAGGGUGUGAAGAUAUUAAUGAGUGUCUUUCUCCGCAAAUUUAUCCAUGUGAUGGGUCUUGUACCAACACAGAGGGAAAUUACGCUUGUCGUUGCCCACCAUUCAUGCACGGAGAUGGUAAACUGAGUUGCAAAGGAAUUCGCAUAGCCACCCUGGCUGCUGGUAUAAGCUCAGGCUUUGGAUUGAUAUUGUUAUUUGUUGCAUUCUACGUUCUGCACAAAUAUAUGAGGAAAAAGCGUCAAAUUAGAUGUAGAAAGAUAAUUUUUAAGAAAAAUGGUGGCUUGCUAUUAGAACAGCAAAUCUCUUCAAGUAAUGAAGGGAAACUUGACAGGGCAAGGAUUUUCACUGCAGAAGAAUUGGAGAAAGCCACCGACUCAUACAAUGAGAACCGAAUUCUAGGGCGAGGAGGACAGGGCACUGUUUACAAAGGAAUGCUAACAGAUGGAACUGUUGUAGCUGUGAAAAAAUCAGGAAAGAUGGAUCAAGAUCAAAGCCAAACUGUGCACUUCAUAAAUGAACUUGUGAUUCUUUCUCAGAUUAAUCACAAGCAUGUGGUCAAACUAUUAGGCUGUUGUUUAGAAACCCAAGUUCCUCUUAUAGUAUAUGAAUUUAUUUCCAACGGCACACUAUGGAGUCACCUCCAUGAUCAUUCAGAGGAAGAAUUUCUUCCUCUUCGAUGGUCUGAUCGCUUAAGGAUUGCUAGAGAAGUUGCUAUGGCGUUAGCCUACAUGCAUUCUUCUGCUUCUAUACCAAUUUAUCAUCGAGAUAUCAAGUCUAGCAACAUUCUAUUGGAUGAAAAACUUAGAGCAAAGGUAUCAGAUUUUGGGAUUUCAAGAUCAGUUCCAGGUGAAAAGACUCACUUGACCACUUUAGUUCAAGGUACCUUUGGAUACUUGGAUCCUGAAUAUUUUCAAUCAAACCAGUAUACAGACAAAAGUGAUGUGUAUAGUUAUGGGGUAGUUCUUGUUGAGCUUCUGACGAGGCAAAAGCCAAUUCCCAGUACUAUUAUAGAAGGAGAGAGGGGUUUAGCUGCUGAGUUCAUGUCAGCUAUAGAAGAGAAUCGUCUCUAUGAUGUUGUUGACCCUCAAGUUUUGGCUGAGGGAGAAGAAAGGGAGUUGAUUGUAGUUGCCAACCUUGCAAAAGAAUGCUUAAGAUUAAAUGGGAAGAGACGACCAACAAUGCCAGAUGUUGUAUUGGAGUUGGAGAAUUUGGAAAGAUCUCAAAACCAUCUACCUCCUAAGCACAACAGUUUUUGGAAUGAGGAUUACAUAGAAACAUCAAGAAAAUGGGAUGCUAAUUCAACACAAAAUGAAAUUAGAGGAUUCAUGAUGAUGAGCAGAAAAGAAUUAGAUCAAUUACCAUUACUUGAGGAUGAUGAUGAUGAUGUCUCCAAUGAGUCCUAUCAGCAUAUUACUACAUAAAUUGGAUUGUUGUUAGAAGAUUGAUAAUCUUUUCAUCCUUAAUUAAGAGGAACUUAUGUGUAGUGCCAUAAUUGGAUUAGAUGAUUGAUAAUCUAAUACCUCAAUACUAGAAUUAAUCUUGACUUUGACCAUCUUA
This is a messenger RNA of Hevea brasiliensis (rubber tree), 3263 nucleotides long. Its product is annotated as putative wall-associated receptor kinase-like 16. The transcript is spliced from 3 exons. The coding region runs from base 812 to 3127 and encodes 771 amino acids. Gene Ontology annotation, biological process: protein phosphorylation; cell surface receptor signaling pathway. NCBI's taxonomy places the organism in Eukaryota, Viridiplantae, Streptophyta, Magnoliopsida, Malpighiales, Euphorbiaceae. The record is from RefSeq and is a predicted model, not a curated record. Gene Ontology annotation, cellular component: plasma membrane. Gene Ontology annotation, molecular function: protein serine/threonine kinase activity; calcium ion binding; polysaccharide binding.